Molecule: messenger RNA, 999 nt
Organism: Adineta steineri
Lineage: Eukaryota; Metazoa; Rotifera; Eurotatoria; Adinetida; Adinetidae
Source: the annotation of a GenBank genome assembly
AUGUCAUCUUCAUCAUCAGAUAUCAUACUUAUCACUAAUUUAAAAAAUAUUCUUUCUCAAUUAAAUUUUUAUUUUGGUUUAUUUAUCUUUAUAUUUGGUAUUGUUGGUAAUACUUUGAAUAUUUUAAUAUUAUCUCAACGAACUCUUCGUUCAAAUUCAUGUGUCAUUAUCUUUCUAGCAUCUUCAACAGCAGGCAUCAUUGCAAUUUUAUCGGGUCUUACAUCUCGUGUUAUAUCAGGUGUUACUGUAGAUUUAUCAGCAACAAUUAGUUGGAUUUGUAAAUUACGUGGUUUUAUCUUAUAUACAUCACGAGCAGUUACUUUUUGGUUAAUUAUGUUGGCUGCUAUUGAUCGAUGGCUUUUAUCAUGUAGAGAUGCUCAUCGUCGUAAUAUGAGUUCAAAAUCAAAUUCAUUUCGUGGUAUAAUUAUUAUAACAAUACUAUCAAUUCUUAUACAUUCUCAACUUUUCUACUGUUACGAAGCUAAUCUUAUUAAUACACCAUUAAAAUGUUAUACAAAAAAUAUUGAAUGUCGUUUAAUAAAUGAUUUAGCAUUUGCAAUAAUUGCAAUACUUCUUCCUUUAAUAUUAAUUUUAAUAUUUGGUUGGAUGACAAUAUUAAAUACACGUUCAACUAAAAAUCGCCUUGAACCUAUGACUAUGACUACUAUCAAUCAACCAAUACAAAUAAGUACGACUAAAAAGCAAUCUAAGAAAACAGAUCAACGUUUGCUCAUCAUGCUUUUUGUACAAGUUAUUUUUCUUGCUUUAUUUACACUACCACUUGCACUUCAAAAGCUUUAUGCAACAUUUACUUUGAACAUUCCUAAAUCAACAUUACAAAUGACUAUUGAAGAUUUUAUAUAUCAAAUCGCUUUGAUUUGUACAUAUUUUGCAACUGCAAUGCCAUUUUAUAUUAAUACUCUUAGUGGUGGAUAUGUUUUCAGAAAAGCAAUGUAUACUUUGAAAAACUCAAUUAUUCAGAAAGUGAUUUGUAAAUAA